AACGAAGGAAGGACACGUUGUUAUUGGAAAUACACCUUCGCGCGCCAAUCUCAAUGUCCCACGCGCACAACGGCGCUGCGCUCAUUGCGACGUCGACCUUUUCUCUGCUCCAGUCAUUGUUUUUGCCCCACCCUUGGAUCACUCAAUAUUAUUAAACCCAAAGGCUCUUUUAAGAGCCAACCUCUGUCUGUCAUUCUGUCUGUCUGUCCUUCCGCCCACCCAUCCAUCCUUCUCUUUCAUACUCCUGCCUAUCUGUCAGUCUCUCACUCUCUUGUUUUCUGUCAGUCUCUCACUCUCUUGUCUGUCUGUCAGUCUCUCACACUCUUGCUAUCCAUCUCUCACGCUCUUGUCUAUUUCAUCCAUGGCUUCCAACAUGGACCACAUCCGCGACCACACUUAUGGAAUGCGCAUUGGACAUGCUUUCAACAAUGAAGCUGUCUUGACUGGAGAUAUGUUGGACCAGGCCUAUCAGGAGGGGAGGUGCAUUGCACUUGCUCUGAGGCAUGAAAUUGAUUAUGCUGAAGACGUGGAUGAGCACUUACUGGACGAGGCCUACCAGGAGGGGAGGGGCAUAGCACUCCAUGUGAAGCACGAUGCUGUCCCAACUGAAGCCAGGUCUUACAAGAAUUGCCACACACAGAAUGCGCAAAGAAAGGUCACUCAGCCGAUAAAAAGGGACCAUGCAGGACGAGGCAAGCCAAGAGGGAGAUGUGGAGGACGGCGUCGAGCCUCAACUGCUGUCGCAUGCCCUGGUACGGAGGACUCCCAGGCCACGACUACUACAGGGAAUUCCCAGCCAAGAGCGUUUGCUCAAGAAGAAUUUGACCGAAACAUGGAGAGGCUGUCAAUGACUUCUGGGUCAUUCCAUACUGAUGUGCCUGCUGUGCCUCUGCAAAGCUCCUCGUCUUGGUCCUUGCGUCAGCUGACAGCCCAAGAACAGUGGAAGGAAGCUCGGCCAGACCACCUCCAAUAUCUACUGGCAACUGAGGCUGUUGGCCAGGAGUUGUGCUCUAUCUGCCAUCAGGCUGCUGUUAUAAGGUGCAGAGACUGCCUUCCCGAGGAGUGGUUGUGUGAGGCCUGUGAUGUGUUGCACCAUAAAAGAUGGCCACUCCACAACAGAGACAGCGUGGUGGAUGGCUUCCUCAAGGCCAUCCCACCAUCCACAUGCUAUACUAAAGGGGAAACUGGACACUACAUCUCACACAAGCAAGGCAGAGAAGUCAUCCUUAUCACCAUAAACGGUAAAGAGUUGUCCUUUUAUACUUCAUAUCUGUUAGCAUAA
Molecule: messenger RNA, 1282 nt
Organism: Lampris incognitus (smalleye Pacific opah)
Lineage: Eukaryota; Metazoa; Chordata; Actinopteri; Lampriformes; Lampridae
Exons: 7
Coding region: 362-1282 (306 amino acids)
Source: RefSeq, a predicted model, not a curated record